GGCAGCAUCAUCUCAGGAACACGAUCCAAUCCAAACAAAUCUGGGGCUGAUUAUAACUCUGAACAUUUCCUCUCAUUUCUAGAACCUUCCAUCUCACCAUCCUGCCAACCCGAGCUGCCUUCGAUUCCAAGGCCAGGAGCUGAGAUUUAAGAGCGAGGACGAGGAGGGAAUCGGCAGCAAGGAGAUGAUGAGACCAUGGAUCCGGAUGGGACCGCCUCAGGAAUCUCUGAAGCUGAGGAACACCAGAGUCCUGGGCAGGGAGAAGCCCGCGAGGAUCACAGCGGGUUGGAAGAGCAGGCAGAUGGCGAUCCUGAUGCUGUCAGGGGAAGUUUAAAUGUCCAGGAUGGCACCCAGCCAGGGGAGGAGCCAGCCACAUGGGCUGAGCCAGGGAGAGGCCACAGUGGGAGCUCAGAACAUAGGGCCCAGGAAAGAACCCAGCUGCGGCAGAAGCCCCACUGCUGCCCUGACUGCGGGAAGGCAUUCAGCUGGAGCUCCCACCUCAUUCAGCACCAGCGGGUUCACACAGGGCAGAGGCCCUACAAAUGUCCUGACUGCGGGAAGGGCUUCACCCAGAGCUCAGACCUCAUUACCCACCAGAGAACUCACACAGGCGAAAAACCCCACCGCUGCCACCAGUGUGGAAAGGGCUUCAGAGUCAGCUCGGGGCUGGCCCGGCACCGGCGGGUCCACACUGGGGAGCGCCCCUACAAGUGCCCUGAGUGUGGGAAGAGCUUUGGUCGCAGUUCCAACCUGCUGACCCACCAGCGCAUGCACACAGGGGAGCGCCCGUACCAGUGUGGGGAAUGCGGGCAGUGCUUCAGCCUCAGCUCCACCCUUGCCAAGCACCGGCGGCUGCACACAGGGGAGCGCCCCUACACCUGUGCCGACUGUGGGCAGUGCUUCAGCCUGGGCUCCACCCUGGCACUGCACCGGCGCAGCCUGCACACGGGUGAGCGCCCCUACCAGUGCACUGACUGCGGCAAGCGCUUCAGCCGUAGCUCCAACCUGGCCACGCACCGCCGCAGCCUGCACACAAAUGACCGGCCCUACAGCUGUGCUGAGUGCGGCAAAGGAUUUGGUCGCAGCUCAGACUUGCUGGCCCACCAGCGCAGCCACUCCGAGGAGCGGCCCUACCGCUGUGCUCAGUGUGGCAAGGGGUUCGGCCGCCGCUCCAAUCUCCUGGCGCAUCAGCGCAGCCACACCGGGGAGCGGCCCUACCCGUGUGGGGAGUGUGGGAGGUGCUUCAGCCGGCGCUCCGACCUCGUCAGCCACUGCAGGACCCACACCGGGGAGCGGCCCUACCUGUGCGCCCAGUGCCCCAAGAGCUUUGGGCAGAGCGCCGACCUGCUAACCCACCAGCGCACCCACACUGGGGAGCGACCCUACCGCUGCCACCAAUGUGGCCAGAGCUUCAGCCUCAGCUCCAACCUCCUGGCCCACCGCAGGGUCCACACCGGGGAGAGGCCCUACCACUGUGCCCAGUGUGGGAGGGGAUUCACCCGCAGCGGCAACCUCCUGGCACAUCAGCGGCGGCAGCACGCCGUGGGAGAGACCACCUGAUGGCACAGAACAUGUGCAGGGAGAUAGAGCCCACCUGAGGGCACAGUCCAUGUGUGGGGAGAGUCCACCUGCCAGCACAGAACAUGCACGGGGGAGAGUGACCACCUGAGGGCACA
Mauremys mutica (yellowpond turtle) is the source of this 1676-nucleotide messenger RNA. Its product is annotated as zinc finger and SCAN domain-containing protein 2-like. Gene Ontology annotation, biological process: regulation of transcription by RNA polymerase II. The transcript is spliced from 2 exons. Bases 196 to 1560 code for a protein of 454 amino acids. The record is from RefSeq and is a predicted model, not a curated record. Gene Ontology annotation, molecular function: DNA-binding transcription factor activity, RNA polymerase II-specific; RNA polymerase II cis-regulatory region sequence-specific DNA binding. NCBI's taxonomy places the organism in Eukaryota, Metazoa, Chordata, Testudines, Geoemydidae.